Molecule: messenger RNA, 4250 nt
Organism: Oryzias latipes (Japanese medaka)
Lineage: Eukaryota; Metazoa; Chordata; Actinopteri; Beloniformes; Adrianichthyidae
Gene: cdon
Product: cell adhesion associated, oncogene regulated
Biological process (GO): nervous system development; cell-cell adhesion
Molecular function (GO): protein binding
Source: RefSeq, a predicted model, not a curated record
GCGGGGCUGGGACAUUCCUGGUCUGACGAAGAGCCUCGCCGCUGCCAUGAUUUGCUGAGCAGCUCCAGCUCGGCUUCAAAGAUGCGUGCGUGGAGGAGGCAGCGCGGACACGGAGCGCCACAGCCACCGGAGCGACACUAAGUUUACGGCGCCGUCUAGCGCGCGCGGACCCCCGGGAGAACGCCGAGGAGACCUGGAGGGGGGGUGGUAGGAGUCGCACCUUCUGAGAGAAGUCUCCCCCCCACCGCCUCCCACGUUCCUGCCGUCCCCUCGCACUUUGAGCCCGGCUCUCAUGGAGGGGCCCGUUCGGAUUUCCCAGCAGAAUAAUGCGUCUGGCCGCUAAGAGUCCCGACGGUUCUCCGCGGCUGCGCUCCUGCGAGAGAGGUUUUCUGGAGAGACGAGGACGUAGGAACCGGACAGUACGGCUGCUGGCAGGGGUCAAAAAGCACCAUGGACAGGGGCCUGAGGGUCCUCCUGUCUACUGUGCUGUGUCUCAGCAACACCCUGCUCAUCAGCUGCUCAUCUCAGUAUCUGUCUUUCCUCACGGAGCCGUCCUCUCUGGUUCAGGGUCCGGGCUCUACUGUUCGUCUAAAGUGUCUAGUUAGUCCUUCAUCUGCGGCCGUUUCCUGGCGCUUGCAAGGCCUCCCCCUGGAUCAGAACCUGCUGCCUGGUGUGGAGCUCAGACGGGGCUCUCUCAUCAUCUCCUCGCUCACAGCCAGCCACGCCGGCGUCUAUCAGUGCGUGGCACGCUUAGACCACGGGCCGGCCAUCGUCAGCCGCCUGGCUCGUGUGGCCGUAGCAGAAAUAUUGCAAUAUAAUGAUGGCCAACAGAAGCUGCUGUCCGUACAGGAAGGCAGCACAGUCCGAUUAGACUGUCCUCUACCGCACAGCGUCCCUCCAGCCCAUCCCAGACUGAAAGUUCGAGGGAACUGGAUGGAAGCCUCAAAAGGUAAAUAUUUAGUCCUUCCAUCGGGGAGCUUGCAGAUCAUUUCUGUCACAGCACAGGACCGGGGCGUUUACAAAUGUGGUGCCAUCAACCCUGUUACCAAGGAAACGGUCCAGUCUCAUGGGAUAAAGCUGUCAGUCAAGUCUUCGCCGGCAUCUUCCCAGGUGCGCGUCGAGUACCCCACCGCCCCAAAGACGUUUUCCGUGCAGCGGUCGCAGCCGCUGAUGCUGGAGUGUCUCGUGUCUGGAAGUCCGACACCCACAGUCCAAUGGUUCAAGAAUCGCAAGGAGUUCACACUGGAGGCAACUCACAGGCGGCGCCACAACAACCUGGAGUUUCUGGCGCUGGGGAGCGCAGACGAAGGGACGUACGCCUGCGGGGUUGACACCGAGAUGGGGAUUGUGAUGGGAGCCGACUAUACAGUAAAUGUUCUUGAACCCGUCCACAUCUUGGAGAACCUGGUGGACCAGCACCUGCCCGUAGCCUCGUCUGCCCAUUUCACCUGCGUGGCUAAAGGAAACCCCUCCCCAAACAUCACCUGGCUGUUUAAUGCCAAUCCCAUUCCACCGUCGCACCGUUUCCAAAUAUCCGGAUCCUCGCUGGUUGUUACAGACGUGACUUCUCAGGAUCAGGGAAUGUAUCAGUGUUUGCUGGACAACGGGAUUGGCUCAGCUCAGUCACAUGGGAUACUCACAACACAGUUGGAUCCAAAGCUGGGCUCGACAGUCUCCGCCCUCCCCGAGGCUUUGCCGUCACUCCACCCGAUACAGAGCGACGAAGGCCUCGAUCGCUUCGACGAGGACCCGCCGGAUGACAGAGACGACGACCGCCCCACUCCGGAGGCGCCUAUUAUUAUCAGCCCGCCGCAGACCCACAAACCUGAUGUGUACGACCUGGAGUGGAGGGCGGGGCGGGAUGGAGGCAGCGCCAUCAACGCAUACUUUGUGAAAUACAGAAAAGUGGACGAGAUGGGGACGGUGGUGGGGAACUGGCAAACGGUUCGCGUCCCGGGCAGCGAGAAAACCCUGCGGCUCUCUGAGCUGGAGCCCUCCAGCCUCUACGAGGUCCUGAUGGUCUCCCGAAACUCGGCAGGCGAAGGCCAGCCGGCCAUGCUGACGUUCCGCACCGGAAAGGAAAAAAGCACCUCCUCCAGCAAGAACCCCUCCAAGCCUCCUGUCGUCUCCAUGCCACCCAAAGCUCCGGAGGACAGAACCGUCAACACGCACUUCGGAGUGGUGCUGGUCCACCCACACAACAGAGUGCCGGAGGCUCCGGACCGGCCCACCAUCUCCAUGGCGACAGAGAGUUCCGCGUACGUCACCUGGAUCCCGCGGGCAAACGGCGGGUCUCCGAUCACGGCUUUUCGCGUGGAGUACAGGCGCGGCCGCAGUGCGGAGUGGCUGGUGGCGGCAGAUAAUAUCUCCCCUCUGAAGCUGUCGGUGGAAAUCCGGAAUCUGGAGCCGGGCUCCAUCUACAAGUUUCGGGUGGUGGCCAUCAACACGUAUGGCGAGAGUCCCCACAGCAUCCUCUCCAAGCCGUACCAGGUGCCGCACUCCAGUCCCCGCCUGUCCGAGCGGCCCGUAGUCGGACCUCACAUCUCGUCCACGGACGCCAUCAGCGACACGCAAAUCAUGCUGCGCUGGAAACCGUUGGAGCUGCAGAUGGCUGCAGAUAGUUCCCCACAUUUACUGUGCUCAACCUCAGACAGCCUCAUUACUCGCCGGCUUCAGACAGACACGGCAAUCAAGGAUCAGUAUAGCCCCUCCAGUAACAACAACACCCCCAUCCAGGGCUUCUACAUCUACUACCGGCCCACAGACAGCGACAACGACAGCGACUACAAGCGGGACGUGGUGGAAGGUGCAAAGAACUGGCACAUGAUCGGGCACCUGCAACCGGAGACCUCCUACGACAUCAAGAUGCAGUGCUUCAACGACGGCGGGCAGAGCGAGUACAGCAACGUCAUGAUCUGCGAGACCAGAGCGCGUCAGACGCCGGGGUCACCCAGCCAGCACCCCGUCACCCCCCCAGACCCACACCUGCCGGAGCCCCCGAGCCCCCCGGGAGGACUGCUGUACUUGAUCGUGGGCUGCGUCCUGGGAGUGAUGGUGCUCAUCCUGCUGGCUUUCAUCGCCAUGUGUCUGUGGAGGAACCGGCAGCAGAACAGCAUGCACAAGUACGACCCCUCCAGUUACCCCCCCAGCAUGUACCAGACGUCAGACAUGAACGGCCACGUUCUGGAGUACACCGCUCUGACGCCAGAUGCUGCCCACAUCAACGGCGGCAUCCACGGCGGCUACGGACAGAUGCUGCCCCAGGGGUGCCACCACCUCCACCACAAGCUCCCCGACGGCCUGGCACUGCUCAACGGCUCCGGCGGCUUGUUCUCUCCAGGCCUUCCGCACGGACACGACGGCGCUCGAGACUGUGCGCAUUCGCACCCCCACCACCUCUUAAACGGUGGGGGCGUGUACACCGCUCUUUCUCAGGCGGAGUCUUCGGACUGCAUGAGCUGCCAGAACCUCUGCAACAACAACAGUAGAUGCUACAACAAGACCAACGGCACUUUCCCCAGCGGCACUCUGCCUCUGAUGCACCGCGCCGCGCCCUGCCAGCAGGACGGGCUGGAGAUGGUUCCUCUGGGUCAGGCUUUGCCACCGCGCCACGGCCCUGACCACGAGCACGACGAAGGAGGCGGUAACCACGGGGAGUCCCCGCCCUCGCAGCAUUCCUGCUGUCCUAACACUGAGGACACGACGAGCGACGGCUCGGCAGCGGACGAGCCCGAGUGCGUGGACGUGGAGGGGCCGGUGGUGUGCUGGGAGAGCCUGGGCCUGCCAGACUUGGACUGUGACGUGAAGCCCGUCUGGAUCUCCGGCAGCGGUCUGGCGGCGGGGGAGCUGAUCCAGCCCGGCCCACGGGAGGCCUGAACCCCUCGAGAGGAUUUGGCGUCAGAGACACUGUGUGAUACGGCCACGGCCACAGAGACCGGGGAUGUGAGAGAGACACAAAAACAAAAAACGGCAUCCCAUCGGAGGAAAGACUCACAAAACGUUUUAGAUGACCUAUUUAUUUUUUGUAGUAGUAAAGUAUUAUUUCAUAUGAAUGUAUCUGUUAAAAGAAAAAAAGUUUGUCUUUUAUAAUAUUUAUGCCUUUUGGAUGAGAAAUACUUUUUAUUUUUGGCAGUUUUGUCCCUCUGUGUUCCACUACAGCGUGAAGAUUAGCAACUGUCUGUGUAAAGUUUUGUAAUAAUAUAAAAAGAAGAUAUGGAAGGGUCAACCAGAGCCCCCCCCUCCUGCUCCUU